AACAAAUAAAAAGAAAAAGAAAAAGAACACUCCUCCCUCCAAUCUGCAGAGCCAGCAGUGGCCCUGCCUCUCCAUGGUAUUCCACCUGUACCUGCCAUGAAAGUGCGACGCCGUUUGGCCUUUACUUUCGUUCGAAACUUCUGCUCGUUGUGUCUCCGCCCCAGUACAAACAAGAUGGGGGAUACUAAAAUGCCCGGGCCAGAGCUGCCUGAUGGUUCAGAAAUAGAACUUGUCGAUGCUAGCAUUCAAGAGCAAGAGUCUUCUGCCCUGCCAAAUGAUAAGACCCUUACGUUGCCUAGUGAUGUACAUAUAACUGACAGUCAAGAUUUGCCUGAUGCAUCUGUUGAUAAAGUCCCUGCUGAUGCAAACACCAUUGCUGCUGGACCUGAGGAGCCACAGGCAGAUAACAGGAAUGGUGAUGUUACCCUUACUGAAAAUGAGCCAGAAACUGCCAUUUCCAUUCCUAAAGAGGAACCUUCAAAUCCUAUUUCAAAAGGGGACGCUUCAACUACUAGUCCUAAAGAGGAGCCGUUGGCUUUGACUCCUAAACUUGGAGGCGGAAGUGUAGGAAAGUCCAAUAAUUGGCUGUUGAGUGAUUCUGAGAUGGGAGAGGCUGAUGAAGCGGGGACACCAGAGGAACGACUAGCAUUCAUGAGGGAGCUGGAAAACUUCUAUAAGGAGAAUGCACUGGAAUUUAAAGCUCCUAAGUUCUAUGGGGAGCCACUAAAUUGCCUUAAGUUAUGGAGAGCUGUCAUUUCAUUGGGUGGCUAUGAUGUGGUGACUUCAUCCAAGUUGUGGCGGCAAGUUGGAGAGUCUUUCCAUCCUCCAAAGACAUGCACUACUGUCUCCUGGACAUUUCGCAUUUUCUAUGAGAAGGCACUUUUGGAAUAUGAAAAGCAUAAGAGACAAAAUGGCAAGCUUCAUCUUCCUGGUUCAUCCCUUCCUCAGCCUUCCAUUGUUGAAAAGGAGGUAAGCAGCCACCAAGGUUCAGGGUCAGGUAGGGCACGAAGAGAUGCUGCAGCUCGUGCUAUGCAGGGUUGGCAUGCUCAACGUCUUCUUGGAUAUGGUGAGGUUACCGAGCCUAUUAUUAAGGACAGGAGCUUAAAUUCAACAUCAAGGCGUGAGAAACAUCUCAAAAGCAUUGGCUUACAAAAACAGAAGACAGCUACGAACUUCGAGCAUCACGAGAAACAUGGAAAUAGCGAAGCAGAUAAGCAGGUGAUCACAGAAAUUGUUGAUGUUGGCCCCCCUGCUGACUGGGUGAAGAUAAACGUGCGUGAAAGUAAAGAUUGUUUCGAGGUGUAUGCAUUGGUCCCUGGGCUUCUGCGUGAAGAGGUGCGAGUUCAAUCUGACCCAGCUGGACGAUUGGUUAUAACAGGUCAACCAGAGCAGAUUGACAAUCCUUGGGGCAUUACACCCUUUAAGAAGGUUGUCAACUUACCUGCAAGAAUUGAUCCGCUUCAGACAUCUGCUGUUGUUAGCCUGCAUGGCCGACUAUAUGUACGAGUUCCCUUUGAGCAAGGAUCGCUCUGAACUUUUCCUUAGCGUCAUGAGUCAGGUCAAUCAAUUUUCCUGUAUAGGGAUCAAUUAAAAUUCUUAGGAAAGAUCAAGGCAUGUAGGUCUGUAGGAAUUUCUUUGAAAAAAUGUAGGCCCUUUGGAACUAAACACAGUCCUUUUGAUCAGUCAUUUGCCCCCAACUAGCAUUCAUCUUUUUUGCGAUUGUUAAAUGAAUUCAAAUGACUAACCAUAUCAAGGCAGAUAAUUUCCAUUGCA
Carica papaya (papaya) is the source of this 1773-nucleotide messenger RNA. Its product is annotated as ARID/BRIGHT DNA-binding domain-containing protein. Gene Ontology annotation, cellular component: nucleus. NCBI's taxonomy places the organism in Eukaryota, Viridiplantae, Streptophyta, Magnoliopsida, Brassicales, Caricaceae. Gene Ontology annotation, biological process: regulation of transcription by RNA polymerase II. Gene Ontology annotation, molecular function: DNA binding. The record is from RefSeq and is a predicted model, not a curated record.